UAAGCAAUGAAAUAAUAUUCUUUGUUCUUCAUAUUUUAGGUCACUCUUAUUUAACAAUCGGCCAACCCUCACCGGCGGACGUCCCCCCUUUUCCUCACCUUAUAGUAACAUUUUACUUCCCUACCUAGGUAACAAUACAGCUAUCGGAACACCAUCAAUAUUACUGCGCAAACAUGGCCAUCAUUAGGGACGGCAGUAUUAGGCCCAUAGCGGUCAUAAUCCCGCUUAUCUUGUCGAUCGCGGGAUUCGUACUAGCGAUGUUGGCGUUAUUCGCCGGUUCUGGAUCACAACAGAAGGCACUGGAGGACUACCAUCUUAUUGCCCUCAACAUGUCGAACUUUGGACACGAUCUCAUUCCAACAUCUACAUCUUCUGGUUCUCAACCCACAGCAACUGACAGCGAUGGUUUCGGCUGGGACGACAUCGAAAAUGGGCUUGACGAUAUUGAAGGUGAAAUCACGGACCAACUAAAUGAUAUCGCAAAUGAUGUUGCCGAUAAGUUGUCUGAGAAACUUGGAAUAUCUCAAUGGUACAGCAUCCAUAUCAUGACCGCUUGCGAGGGAAACUUUGCGCCGAAUGCUACUUCGUCGGGUGCUUGGUACAACACCACGAACUGUACCGCGCAAUCGCCAGGAGUCAACUUCAACCUCACCGAUAUUCUCCAGAGGGAAAUCGACCAAGGCCCCCUCAAAAUCAACGCCACCGACAUCCCAAUCCCAGAUAAAAUCCGGGAAGCAAUUAACUACCUCAACAGCUUCCUCCUCGCAACCUUCGUCCUCUACGUCCUCGGCAGCGGGUUCUCAGGCCUAUCCUUUCUAUCAUGCAUCGUAAUCCUAACCCUGCGACGCGACGUCAUCGGCCGAGGGACAAUCAUAAUCAAUAUAGCUGUCGCCGCACUAGCCACCUUAACCCUGGCCCUCAGCAGCGCGAUCGCAACCGCGAUCUCGAAGAAGGGAGUCUCGGAGAUCAAUGAUGCGGGUGAUGAUGUAGGCAUCUCGGCUGUUGAGGGCACGAAGUUUAUGACGAUAUCUUGGGUUGCGUUCGCGGUUAUGUUCGUUACGAUGUUGUUUUGGUGCGCUUCGUGUUGUCUCCCGCGCCGGCGAUUUGGGGCGGUGGGGGCUUAUGGGGAGAAGGGGCCGAGAGGGAGUACGGAUAGUAACCGUGGUUUACUCGGGAUUUUCCGACGACGGCGUUGAGCGGACGGAUAGGAUAUGAAUGAGUUAUGAUGGUAGUGAUGCUAUUGAUGAUGGGUUAGCCGGAGGGUGGUGCCUUUGAUUUCGGAUGAUACCAUGAUUGCUUUCAUGCUUAGAUUCGCUUUGUCGCUUUUACGGAAUAUGAUAUAGAUUUAAUUGAAUAUUUUGAAUUUAUUA
Hypoxylon trugodes is the source of this 1370-nucleotide messenger RNA. RefSeq lists its product as uncharacterized. Gene Ontology annotation, cellular component: plasma membrane; cell cortex of cell tip. The record is from RefSeq and is a predicted model, not a curated record. The transcript has 3 exons. Lineage: Eukaryota; Fungi; Ascomycota; Sordariomycetes; Xylariales; Hypoxylaceae. Gene Ontology annotation, biological process: fungal-type cell wall organization. The coding region runs from base 174 to 1196 and encodes 340 amino acids.